Molecule: messenger RNA, 2905 nt
Organism: Ananas comosus (pineapple)
Lineage: Eukaryota; Viridiplantae; Streptophyta; Magnoliopsida; Poales; Bromeliaceae
Product: long-chain-alcohol oxidase FAO2-like
Exons: 3
Coding region: 100-2373 (757 amino acids)
Molecular function (GO): long-chain-alcohol oxidase activity; flavin adenine dinucleotide binding
Source: RefSeq, a predicted model, not a curated record
UCCUCCACUUCCCAAAAGGAAAGGGAAAAGAAAAAAGAAAAAAAAAAAACUAUUUUAUUGAGAAAUAAGAAAAAAAAAAUUAAGAAAAAAAAAUAUAGAAUGGGAAAAGGGCACCCUUUGUUGAGAGGAGGAGGAGGAGGAGGAGGAGAGAAAGGGGGAUAUGGCCAUGGAUUCUCUGCUUCCCAGGUCCAAUCACUGUCCGCCAUGUGUCAGGCCCUCGUGCCCCCUCUGCCAAUGGAGGAGCUCCACGUCAGCAGCGGCAAGGAGGACCCACCACCCAAGGCCCUCCAAUCCUUCUACUUGGCUUCCGCAUCUGAUCCUCCUGUACCUGAUCAGGUUGCAGAGCUUAUGGUGAAGAGAUGCCUCAGUGAGGCAGUUUCUUUGGUCAGAAUAGUUCUAUGGAUCCUUUCCACCAGGAUUGGGACACUUCUCCUUUGUGGAUCCCUUUGCCUACGCCGCGGAUUCCCCUUCGUGAACAAGUUCGCCGAUAUGCCCCUAAAGAAGAGGGAGGAGGUUCUGCAGAGAUGGAAUCGCGAGACGUUCUUCUUUCCUCUCAGAUUGGCUUUCGUCGUCGUCAAGAUCUUGUGCGUCUACGUCUUCUACUCGUUGACUGACGAGAACUCGGAAAAUCCUGCAUGGAAUGCAAUUGGAUACAGCCUGCCCGCGGAGGCAGGCCCUGCAGAGGAAGAUGAAAAGAAAAGGCCUCUCGACGAUGGAAUCAUCGAAACUAUCUACGAAGACGACACAUCUCUCGUCAAAUCUCUUAGCCAAAAAGGCUUAAAAGUCGCGCAAGACGCCACCGAAAACCUCUACAAGAUCGAAUGCGACGCCGUGAUCGUAGGCUCCGGUUGCGGCGGCGGAGUUGCUGCUGCAGUACUGGCUAGCUCUGGAUACAAAGUAGUUGUCGUCGAGAAGGGCAACUACUUCACAUCUAAAGAUUACACCUCUUUGGAAGCGCCUUCGAUGGACCAAAUGUACGAGUCCGGCGGAAUUUUCAGUACUCUCGAUUGUAAAAUGAUGAUCCUUGCGGGAUCGACGGUCGGAGGCGGCUCGGCCGUGAACUGGUCGGCUUGCAUCCGGACUCCCGAUAAUGUUCUCAAGGAAUGGGCGGAAGAGCACCACCUCCCUAUUUUUAGGAGUUUGGACUAUGUUUCGGCGAUGGAUGUGGUGUGUAAACGGAUCGGAGUGACCGAUAGUUGCACGGAAGAGGGGUUUCAGAACAAGGUUCUUCGGAAAGGAUGCGAGAAACUCGGCCUUCAAGUGGAUUCGGUGUCGAGAAAUUGCCCCGAGGACCAUUUUUGCGGGAGUUGCUGCUACGGCUGCAGAACCGGAGAAAAGCGCGGAACCGAUACUACAUGGUUGGUCGACGCUGUUAGAUGCGGAGCGGUGAUUUUAUCGGGCUGCAAGGCCGAGAAGUUCAUAUUCGACGAUAACAAGCCUGGGAGGGGGAAACCGAAGAAAUGUGCGGGACUGAUCGCGAAGAGUUUAGGCACUUCGGUCACGAAGAGACUGAAGAUUGAGGCGAAAGUGACCAUUUCGGCCUGCGGAUCACUCUUGACGCCGCCGUUGAUGAUUUCUAGCGGGCUAUCGAAUCCGAACAUCGGCAAGAACCUUCACCUCCACCCGGUGGUCUUGGCGUGGGGCUACUUUCCCGAGUCGAUAACGGAUCUCAAAGGAAAAGUCUACGAGGGAGGGAUAAUAACCUCAAUACACAAAAGGAGAGCAUCGGAGAGUGGCUCGAAUUCGGGCGGCUUUCGUGUCAUCAUAGAGACGCCCGCACUGGGGCCCGCCUCGUUCGCCACGUUGAUGCCGUGGGUGUCGGGCCGGGACGCGAAGGAGAGGAUGGCGAAGUACAGUCGGACCGCGCACGUCUUUGCGUUGGCCCGAGACCGCGGGUCGGGGGUCAUCGAAGGCGAGGGGAGGAUCAAGUACCGAAUGGAUCCGUCAGACAAAGAGAACCUGCGCGACGGACUGCGAACGGCGCUGAGGAUUCUGAUCGCGGCUGGGGCGGUGGAAGUCGGCACUCACCGGAGCGACGGGCAACGGAUCAAGUGCAAAGGGGCGAAGGAGAGCGAAUUGGAGGAGUUCUUGGACGGCGUCGACAUCGCGGGGGGGCUGCGGUCGAAGGGCGAGGCGUGGGGCAUCUGUUGCUCCGCGCAUCAAAUGGGGAGCUGCAGGAUGGCAGUGAAUGCAGAGGAGGGUGCAGUAGAUGAGAGGGGUGAGAGUUGGGAGGCUGAGGGGCUGUAUGUCUGUGAUGGCAGUCUGCUGCCCACUGCAGUUGGGAUCAACCCCAUGAUCACCAUCCAAUCCACUGCCUACUGCAUUUCCAAAGGCAUUGCUGAGUCCCUGAAGGAAAACUGUCAGUCAAGCUAGAUUAUCAACUGCCAAAGUUUACGGUAAAUUAUGCGUGCGAAUGUCAAUGAAUUUCGUAGCGAAGAUACUACCGAAUAAUAUGUUGCAUAGUUUGAUUCAUUAUGUUUCGAAUUGUCAUGAUCUUUGAAUCUGACUCGCUGUUGUUCUGAGAGUGAAAAUUUCGAAAUCAUGCUGUGCUGGAUUUGUUGCAGAAAUCUCUGUGGGUCAGAAUCAGAAGAUACAUGGUUAGUUCUGGGACCACAGCUGUUCCUUUUAGUUAGGGAGUUAGCGCGGUAAGUCGUUGUCGGCGACGAGGAAAAAGAAGAUAGAAACUGACGGGUGGUGACUUCGAUAAGACAUUUUGUAGGCAGCAAUCGCCCGUCAGCGUCGGUAUCUGUUGCGACGUAUUAUCAAUGUAGCGGUCGGACAAUGGGUUCGCGAAAAGGACAAAUCUCUCAUUCAAGAUUUGUCCAGCACUCAUUGAUACACUCAUUGAUAUAUGUGGUCCUCACCAAUAAAUCAAGGCUAGUGUAGACAAAAUUUGUUGCUGUUA